This is a messenger RNA of Spinacia oleracea (spinach), 1064 nucleotides long. RefSeq names its product plasmodesmata-located protein 8. Lineage: Eukaryota; Viridiplantae; Streptophyta; Magnoliopsida; Caryophyllales; Amaranthaceae. The coding region runs from base 105 to 965 and encodes 286 amino acids. Gene Ontology annotation, cellular component: plasmodesma. The transcript has 2 exons. The record is from RefSeq and is a predicted model, not a curated record.
ACCUCCAUUCAAAAAUGCAUCUAUGAAUCAUCAUCAACAAUCCUCAAAAGUAGAGAAUUCCAACAAAAUAACAUUAUUCCUCCAUUCCCUCCCCCUCAAAAAAAAUGUUCAUCAUCAUCACCAAAACCAACCAUGCCACCCUUCUUCUCCUCCUCCUCCUCCUUCUACUUUCUAUCUUCUCCUAUGCCAAUUCCUAUGUCUUCAUCUAUGCCGGUUGCUCCCAAGUAAAAUUCCAACCUUCCUCCCCUUUCGAAUCCUCCAUCAACUCCUUCCUCACCUCAGUCGUAAGUUCCUCUUCUCAAACCGGCCUCUACAACACCUUCACCCUCGGAAACUCCCCUUCAGACUCCACCAUUUACGGCCUCUACCAAUGUAGAGGAGACUUAAAACCUUCUGAUUGCAAUAAGUGCAUCCAAAGUGCAGUCACUCAAAUAGGCCUCGUAUGCCCUUACUCCUACGGGGCUACCCUACAACUUGAGGGAUGUUAUGUUAGAUACGAGAAGUUCGAUUUCUUAGGAAAACCAGACAAUACAGUCAUGUACAAGAGGUGUAGCAGGAGUAGUAGUAAUGAUGGUGAGUUUUAUCGUAGGAGGGAUGAUGUGUUGGCCACCUUACAAGGGGCUGUUGAUACAUCGUUUAGGGUUUCGAGUUCAGGGUCUGUCCAAGGGUUUGGGCAGUGUUUAGGGGAUUUGAGUUCAAAUGAUUGUUCAAGUUGUUUAAGUGAGGGUGUUAAGGAGUUAAAGACACUUUGUGGUGAAGCUGCUGCUGCUCAUGUUUUCUUGGCUAAGUGUUAUGCUGAGUAUUGGGAAGCUGGCUACUACGACUUAUCUACUCAAAGUUCAGAUCCAUCGAAUGAUGACGAAGUUGCGAAAACAAUUGCAAUAAUUGUUGGGAUCAUCGGAGGAGUUGCAGUUUUGAUCGUUCUUCUCUCCGUUUGUAGAAAAUCAGCUCCUGGUGGCAAAUAAUUACAUUUGCGUUCUUUUUUUCAUUUUUGUCUUCAACUCUGAAUGUUAUUUUUUCAAAGGAAGCUAAUUAAUUUCUAGAUCGACCACUUCAUUACUUAA